AUGAAUGGGCACUGCCACGAAGCACCUGGUGCUAAGAGCCCUGUGCUCUCAUCCAGCUCCCUGCAGAAAAUGUGCUCCUGGAUGCUGAGCUGUUGCUUGGCCCUUCAGCACCUGACCGUGCAGGCCUCCUUGCUCUGCAUCUUCCACCUCCUCCUGCUGCCCACCCUGCCCGAGGAGCUGCCCCAUGCCCAGGCCACCAGCGAGCUGCUGGCACGCUUUGCCUGCGGCAUCUCCACAGUGCUGCAGACCACCCUGGGGAGCCGGCUGCCGCUGGUUCAAAUCCCAUCCUUCGAGUACCUGGUCCCUGCCAUGGUGCUGAGCUCCCACCUGUCCCUUGGUGCCAGCACAGACAGGAACGGCACGGUCGUGGCCAGCGUGUGCCCUGCACCGCACUGCGCCAUUGCGGGGAGCCGGACUAUCUCGCUGCGAGAGGUCUCUGGAGCUGUGCUGGUCUCUGGACUGGUUCAGCUGGUGCUGGGAGUGUCUGGCGUGUGUGGAUGGGCAGCCCAGCGCUGUGGGCCCAUGGUCCUGGCCCCCAGCCUCUCCAUCAUUGGGCUGUCUGCAUACAAGGAGGCUGCUUUCUUCUGCUCCACUAACUGGGGGGUAGCGCUGCUGCUCAUGCUACUUGCUGUCGCCUUCUCCCAGCACCUGGGGUCCUGCCGCUUGCCCUUCUGUGCCUGGCCCCAGGCUCGGGGGAGCUCUGCAGAGCCGUCUGUCCCCACUCUGCGCACGUUCUCGGUCCUGCUCCCAUUCUCUGGUGUCUGCAUUGUCUGUGCCAUCCUCAGCCACCUCCAUGUCCCAUGGGAAUCAGUGGACCAGGCACAGCUGUCCUGGGCCAACAGCACCUUCCAUGCCCCUUGGCUCCGCAUCCCCUAUGCAGGCGAGUUGGGGUGGCCACUGCUUACCGCCCGGGCACUGGCAGUGGGCAUCGCUAUGGCCAUCGGUUGCAGCAUGAACUCGGUGGGUUGCUACGUGCUCUGCGGGAGGCUGCUGCGAGCCCCCCGGCUGCCCUCCCAUGCCUGCAACCGGGGUCUCUGCAUGGAAGGGCUGGGCAGCCUCCUGGCAGGGCUGCUGGGCACCCCGGGGGGCACUGCCGCCAGCAUCGCCAACGCUUGUGCCACUGGCCUCACACAGGCUGGCUCUCGCAUCUCGGUGCAAGCAAGCGCGCUGGCAUGCGUGGUGCUGGGCAUGUCCCCAAGGCUGGCAGGGCUCCUCACCCACAUCCCGCUGGCAGUUCAUGGAGGGGUGCUCUGCAUCACCUAUGCCGUGGCUGUGGGCACCGGGAUCUCCUACUUCCAGUACGCAGACAUUGACUCGGGAAGGAAUAUCUUCAUUGUCGGCUUUACCAUGUUCAUGGCACUGCUGGUGCCACGCUGGCUUGGUGCAGCUCCAGCUCACCUGGCCACAGGAUGGGUGCCCCUGGACCUCCUUUUCCUCUCGCUGCUCAUGGUGCCUGUCUUCUUAACUGGCUUCUUGUCAUUUUUCAUGGAGAACACAGUCUCAGGAACCCUGGAGGAGCGAGGGCUGCUCUCCUACCUGGCACUGCAGAAAGCUGGGGCAGGUGUUCGGCACCCCUGGGGAGAGAGGAGUGAAGCUACCCAGAAGUAUGGGCUCCCCGCUGGGCUGAGGAGGUUGCUGCCAUCCUCCUGCAACACCUUCCUCUGCUGCUUCCUCUGCCCGGGGAGUGAGGAAGAGGAGGAGAAACAGAAAGAGGAGGAGGAGGAGGGCAGCCAUGCCCCGGAGGAGGAAGCUGCUGCCCCAGGGGAAGGGAUGCACCUGCUCCCCAAACCUUCAGCUGGCCAGGAGGCCGAGUGA
Pterocles gutturalis (yellow-throated sandgrouse) is the source of this 1815-nucleotide messenger RNA. RefSeq names its product solute carrier family 23, member 3 (gene SLC23A3). Gene Ontology annotation, cellular component: membrane. The coding region runs from base 1 to 1815 and encodes 604 amino acids. Gene Ontology annotation, molecular function: transmembrane transporter activity. The record is from RefSeq and is a predicted model, not a curated record. The transcript is spliced from 12 exons. Gene Ontology annotation, biological process: transmembrane transport. NCBI's taxonomy places the organism in Eukaryota, Metazoa, Chordata, Aves, Pterocliformes, Pteroclidae.